UUGAUUUAAUCCUAUAGCGAUUCGCAUUUCAGUCGCUGAGUGUGGCACUUUUUCGUGGCCAUUCACCUAAAUUUAUGUAUGGGAUUUGAGUCUCCUGAAAAAUCAGAAAACUCUACUCCGCGGUUAGCAAGACAGUUCUCUAAAGAACAAACUCUACCUUGCAAGUAGACACACAUGGUGUUACCGCAAUAAUAACUUUGGAUACAUUUAUCAGGUCGCUGCAGAUAGAAUGGAUGUUGCACAUUCUGAUGAGGACCGAGGUAUCAAAGAUGUUGGUUCACCAUCCAUGGUUGUAGAUACCAUAGAGAAAGAUGUAGAUACCAAAUGCGGGUACUUCUGGUGGAGGCCAUCGUGCCUCCAACGCUUCGCAAGGCCAGGUGUGUUCCUCCUGGUCAUGUGCCUCUUCGUUGCCUGUGACGGUCUUAAUGUCGGCAUCAUCACCGGCUCGAUCACCUCAAUCGAAGCCCGCUUCCAGUUCACCCUGACGGAGCUCGGCAGCAUGCAGACUGGGUACUGCACUGGCGGAAUCGUGGGCCUGCUUUUUGCGAUGUACGUCGGCAGCCGAUCUGGCAGCAACCGCCCUCGACUGAUGGGGAUCUGUGGGGUGAUCAGCGGUCUGGCGAUGGCAGUUCAGAGUCUGCCACAAUUUAUUCAGGGUCCGUAUACACCUCCAAGUCUUGCCGGGUUGGAAAACCAAACAGAUGGGACUCUUAGCUCGGCGGUGCUGACUUGUUCAGGACAUUCUCAGGAUUGUGGUGAUGGCGUAUCUCACGGGAUAUCAUCUACUAGCGCGGCUUAUUACAUCUUUGUUUUAGGGUCCGCAUUGCAAGGCAUGUGUGUGAUGCUCGUGUACCCCAUAGGGAUCGCUUACAUCUCUGACUGCACUACACCAGGAACCACAUCGCUUUACAUCGGCAUUGUCAAUGCUGUAUUGGGCCUCGGGCCCGUUGCUGGGGUCAUGCUUACUGCUGCUGUCAUCGGUGUCUGGGUGGAUUUUUACGGCUUGGAGCACGGCUCCGUACUCGCUCUCAGCCCGGAGGACUCGGAAUGGAUUGGGGCGUGGUGGCUUGGUUACUUAGUGGUCGGGAUAGUCUUCAUUAUCUUCUCGACGUUGUUCCUGUUCUUUCCACGGAAGAUGCCAUCAUCGAGUCAUGGGGAGUAUGAUGUAGUGAGUGGAAAGGAAGUGAAUAACAAAGUGUCGAGCGAGGAAGGGUACCUGACCGCAAAAGAGUUUUUCCGGGCCUUGUUGAACACUCUGAAGAAUCCGUACUGCUCAGUGACGUGUUUAUCACAGAGCAGCUUCUACUUCAUUCUCUAUGGCUACGGUGUCUUUAUACCCAAGUACCUCGAGGUUGAGUUUGGUUAUGGAAGACAAGACGCCGAUCUACUGACAGGUAUUUUACUGGCUCCUGCCUACGCUGUGGGUGAACUGCUUGCCGGUUUCCUAGUGAAGAAACUCAACUUGAAACUGAGGGCAAUAAUCCGUCUUACAUGCGGCGUCCUGACUGGGUGUGUGUUUGGUCUUUUCUUGCUCAUGUUUGUUGGAUGCGACAAUAACAACGUUGCCGGUGUCUUCUCCAGCUACGAUGGAUUAAGCAAGCAGAGUUCAUCAGUCGACCUGGAAGCACCAUGUAAUGUCAACUGUUCUUGUUCUCUGUCUGUCUACGCCCCCGUUUGCAACGAAGUCGGAGUAACUUAUUUCUCCGCAUGCCACGCUGGAUGCGCUCAAUCAAGUGUUAACAAAAGUUUCACUGACUGUGCAUGUGAGACUGCCUCUUUUAACGACUCUGACGAACUUCAAAUGUCUAGUUCAGUUGUAGAGGGCGCUUGUUUCUCUCCCUGUGGGAGUGGGGUUAUAUUCCUCAUUGUGCUGAUCUGUGUGUUUGUGUUGGCUACAUUCAGUGAUCUCCUACGACUGACAAUCAUUGUUCGAUCAACAUCUUCAGCCAAUCGACUGGUGGCGCUGUGCUUGGCGUACUUGACGCAGAUAAUAGGAAUCGUACCAUCAGGGUUGAUUUUCGGCUCUUUGAUAGACUCCGCCUGUGUGGUAUGGCAGGAAUCUUGCGACGGUGUAGGAGCCUGUUUGCUAUACGACAGAGACUACUACAGACUAUCAUACAAUGGUCUUGCGUUGGCUGUGGCUACUUUCAGCGCCCUUGUUAUGUUUGUUGUGAUGUUUUGGCCUGGGCGUAAAUGGAUUGCUUUAGCAGAAGAGGAACACGAGGGGCCCGGGCGGGAGUGGCCUGGUGAAUUGGAGGAACAGGUGGACAGCAAAGGGGAGGAAGAAACUGCCUCUUAAACCUUUUUUUUUAAUCUUAAUUUAACCAAAUGUGUAUUGCUUGUGGGAAGCUAUGAAUUGCGCACCACCAUAUCUCAACGAACUUGUCUCACAGUACAGUGUUACAAUCUUCGAUUUAAAAAAAAACUUUCUAUAACUGUUCCUGCAAUGAUGGGAUAUUUUCUGUAUCCGCUCCCAAACCCUGGAACUGUAUAUUUCGCAUUUAUAUCCGAGCUACAUAACCUAUGGAUUUGUGUAAAGCAUCCACAUUGAGUUUUGCUUCAGCAACUUGAUUGUGAGUGAAUAGGAUACAAUCAGGUUUAGUGCGGUUUUUUUUUUGGUGCAUUUAAAUAUCAGGUUAAUUGUGCUUUGAAUUGCGUAAUAAUACUUUGUACGGGUAUUUGUAGCAGUAUUUUUUUCCUUUUCUUCCCCUUCCCAACGCCUUUGCAUAAUUGUUUUUGCCAUAAAUAUAUAGCGGUUUGCAAAUAAAUAGCGAGAUAAAAUUGAGCCAUUAGCCCCCUAUAUAUUUUGACGAUAUUUCUAUAAAACCAAAUAACCAGAGCCACAAAUUUAGAAUAAUGUAAAUUUGAUUGUAUAAGCAUUAUAGUUUUCACGCUCAAGGCACAAAACAGAACAGAGAGAGAACGUUUUGAGAGAUGUGCCCCUUUCUUAUAUCAAAAGUUGGAAGGUUGUACAGUGCAUGCAAUCUCAAUAAAAAUAUGCUUAACUAUGGGAUUCACUGAGACGUUCCUUGAAUGUUAAAAAGUUUAAAAGUGCCAUUUACUUUUCUCACGAGAAGCUUAUGAUUUCUUUGCUAAGGUAAAGGCUAUUAAUUAUUGCUACAUGUUUAGUCGAAAAUAAGUAGAGGAUAGUGACAGUGACAGUCAAAAGUGUUUAUAUUUUUGUUAAAGUUGAAAUAAAUCUGCUUUAUUUAAACUGCCA
Messenger RNA from Asterias rubens (European starfish), 3220 nucleotides. RefSeq names its product solute carrier organic anion transporter family member 2A1-like. The transcript has 8 exons. Gene Ontology annotation, cellular component: membrane. Lineage: Eukaryota; Metazoa; Echinodermata; Asteroidea; Forcipulatida; Asteriidae. Gene Ontology annotation, molecular function: protein binding. The coding region runs from base 230 to 2299 and encodes 689 amino acids. Gene Ontology annotation, biological process: sodium-independent organic anion transport; transmembrane transport. The record is from RefSeq and is a predicted model, not a curated record.